UCUACGAUGUCCUACCCACAGCUCGGAUACCCUUACACCACUGCUCCACAGUUUCUGAUGCCCACCAAUUCUCUGACCCCAUGCUCUGGUUCAGAUUCGGGUUCGUGUCCCUCUGCCCCCCCGCAGCCUUCAGUCUACUGUCCGGUGUAUGAGAGCAGACUGCUGGCCACCGCCCGCCACGAGCUCGGGGUUUACAGUAGUCCGUACACUGCGGGACAGAGUUACGGAAACUACGUCACGUACGGUACUGAGGCGUCCGCGUUUUACUCUCUGGGGGCAUUCGACACUAAAGAUGGGGCGGCUUCUGCCAGCAUCACCCAGGCUGCAGCGGCUUACUACCCCUACGAUCCUACCCUCAGCCAGUACCAAUAUGACAGAUAUGGCUCUAUGGACGGAGGGACCAGGAGGAAGAACGCUACCCGUGAAACCACCAGCACUCUGAAGGCCUGGCUGCAAGAGCACAGGAAGAACCCGUACCCCACCAAGGGUGAGAAGAUCAUGCUGGCCAUCAUCACCAAGAUGACCCUCACUCAAGUAUCCACGUGGUUCGCCAACGCUCGGCGGAGACUAAAGAAGGAGAACAAGAUGACGUGGGCGCCGAGGAACAAGGGCACUGAUGAGAAGAGAUGUGAUGACGAGGGGUCACAGGAGGACCAGAUCAAAAGUGACACGAACGAUGAAGAGAGCCGGAGUCGAGAGGAUAAGGACCUUCAGCUGAGUGACUUGGAUGAAUUCGACCCCAUCGAGUCAGAGAGCUUGGAGUGUGAGCUAAAGCACCAAUUUCACAUCAGUAACCACCUGAAUACACACCUGUCCACCACCGAGCACCUCAAAGAGACCCACUUAAAGCUCCCCUCACUAGAAGGGAACACCUUAAAGCUACCAUCAAUAGGAGCCGCACUGGAACAGGACCCUGAGUUGCCAAAAAGUUGCCUGAAAACAUCGAGUCGAGACUGCGAGCACAACCAAAGUGUUCACACCAAACUCUGUUUCCAGCAAGACCACCAAACUCUCGAUACCAAGCCACGGAUCUGGUCGUUGGCCCAAACCGCCACCUCGCUAAACGCCACAGAGUAUUCCUCGUGCAUGCUUCGGUGCCAGCCACAUACAUCCCUUCCUGGCUCGUCUUCCCCCGUGAAAGUCAUGGAGAAGCAGCAGGACUCGCCAGUCACCACGUUGAGACACUGGAUGGACGGAGUUUUCCACGAUCCCUUGUUCAAACACAGUACUUUGGACCCAUCACACAACACCACCACGGCCGUUUCCUGGAGCACAUCCAAAAACUCGAUCCUGGAGAGCAGAUCACAAUCACAGCGGGACUAA
Trichomycterus rosablanca is the source of this 1323-nucleotide messenger RNA. RefSeq names its product iroquois homeobox 4a (gene irx4a). NCBI's taxonomy places the organism in Eukaryota, Metazoa, Chordata, Actinopteri, Siluriformes, Trichomycteridae. Gene Ontology annotation, molecular function: RNA polymerase II cis-regulatory region sequence-specific DNA binding; DNA-binding transcription factor activity, RNA polymerase II-specific. Bases 7 to 1323 code for a protein of 438 amino acids. The record is from RefSeq and is a predicted model, not a curated record. Gene Ontology annotation, biological process: neuron differentiation; cell development; regulation of transcription by RNA polymerase II. Gene Ontology annotation, cellular component: nucleus. The transcript is spliced from 5 exons.